Molecule: messenger RNA, 1188 nt
Organism: Salarias fasciatus (jewelled blenny)
Lineage: Eukaryota; Metazoa; Chordata; Actinopteri; Blenniiformes; Blenniidae
Gene: eif4ebp3l
Product: eukaryotic translation initiation factor 4E binding protein 3, like
Exons: 3
Coding region: 266-604 (112 amino acids)
Biological process (GO): negative regulation of translational initiation
Cellular component (GO): cytoplasm
Molecular function (GO): eukaryotic initiation factor 4E binding
Source: RefSeq, a predicted model, not a curated record
GUACAAAAACAUGACGGGCUGCGGCUACAAACACACCACAUGGUAGCUCCUCCACGCCGUCGGCCGCUUCAGGGACGCCAGCAGGCCUCGGACUAUCCGCUUCUCCUCCCGACCCCUCCUCCGAGUUCAAGCUAAACUCGCGAAGCCUCCGCGUCGGAAACUGCUCGCUCGUGUAGACUGACACGUCCUGAAGUCGUGAGUUUGCGUGAUUUUAGUGAGUUUGUAGCAGCAGUCUCCACUCCGUGUGCAGCGGCCAGCAGCUAGCAUGUCGACUGGUACGAGUCAAGUGAAGAGCUGCCCCAUCCCCACCAAGGUGCUCACCCUGAAGGACUGGUCCCAGCUACCGGACUGCUACAGCCAGACCCCCGGGGGAACCCUCUUCUCCACCACGCCUGGAGGCACCCGCAUAAUCUACGACAGGAAGUUCCUCUUGGAUUGUCGGAACUCCCCCCUCGCCCGGACCCCCCCUUGCUGUCUGCCCCAGAUCCCAGGGGUGACAAUACCCGCCACGCACCCCAUGGGGAAGCUGCAGGACCUCAAAGAGGAGGCAGAGGAGGAGGAGAAAGACAUUGCAGAUGACAGCCAGUUCGAGAUGGACAUCUGAGCUGCAGUAUUACCUCCUGUGGAGAGUUCUAAGUUAAAACACCUCCAAGGUCAUUGAUGACUGUUAUGCAUUACACAAAGUUUUUUUUUUUUUUCCUAAAUAAAGCUUCUUUGAGGAACCAGGAAGAAUGAGAAGAUGAAACUGUAGGGUGUAUUUUUUUUUUCCACCCUGAAAGUGUGUUAAGCCAAUGAAUUGUCUUGUUUGUAUUAAAUGGGUUGAUUGGUUGCUCACUCACUUUGGAGCUGCAGCAGGAUUGGAAAAAAAAUCCAAUUUGAUUUAACUUUUUUUUUAAUCUUUUGUAAAUAAUAAACUUGUACUAUGUAGCCUUUUUUAAGUUGGGAAAUCUGAUUGUCACAUUGUGACAAUGUAAAGGAUUUUUUUUUUUCCAGUGCAGACGUCAGUUUUUGUUUUGUUAUAUAUCCCCUCCCCAAAGAGACGGGCCAGGUUUGUUUGUGACAGAACAAGUGCCUUCUUCCAGUGGGGGUUUCAGGGCUUUGUGAUAAUACAGCUCCUACUUUGUUUUUUACGGAGGGAGAGAAGAAAUGUGAAACAAAAAAAAUUAAAUAAAAGCUGUAAAAACAAUC